CACUUGUAAGUGUCUAACUUCAGGUGAGAAGAUAUAUACAUGCGGCCUUUGAUAUAUCUCUGACCUGAAGGUCUGCUAGUAAACAUAACAUAACUUUAGAGGCAAUAUAGAUAAAUCUCGUACUUUAAAGGGAAUAUAUUAAUUAAUCUUAGUGUUAUUAGGUGUAUAUAAUUAGGCUCACAAUGGAUGUAUUUUUAAUGAUCAGGCGAAAGAAAAUGACAAUAUUUACCGACGCGAAGGAUGAUACCACAGUUCUCGAGCUUAAGAAAAUGAUUGAAGGUAUACUAAAAGUACCACCGGCAAAUCAACAGUUAUUUAAUAAAGAUUAUCUUCCAAUGUCUGAUAACAAAACAUUACAAGAUUAUGGAUUGACAUCGUUAACUGCAAAGGCGCAAUGUCCUGCAUUAGUUGGUUUAGCUUUACGUCAGUCAGAUGGUCAAUUUGAACCUUUGGAAAUGACACCGUUUUCAUUACCGCCUGAUCUCCCCGAUGUUAUGAAAUCUCAAGAAAAUAAUGGACAGGAGCAAUCACCUUGAAAUGAUGCGUAUAUGAUAUUGCACCAAUUGACGAUGAAGUUUUGUGUUCUAUACAACUUAGUAAUCGUCAGGGCAGCUCUGAAUGGUAAAACGAGAGAAAAUCUUAUGUACCAUGUACUAUGUGAAUAUUAGAAUGUGAAUAUCAUGGUAUUAAGAGAGAGCACUAUGCGAAUAUUAGAUACGUACAAUUUUAUACGGAUGUUCAGAGCGGCAAAAUUUUUUAAUAUUUAAUCUAAUGAGGAUGCAAUGUAGUCACACAAUCUUCAGUUUUGUAAUGACAUGUGGCGAGUACUAAGAUUUGUACUUGAUUAUUAAACUGAAGGUAAUAAUAAAACUAAAAAUGAAUCAUGCUCACACUCUACAA
Messenger RNA from Cataglyphis hispanica, 900 nucleotides. RefSeq names its product elongin-B (gene EloB). Gene Ontology annotation, molecular function: protein binding. Lineage: Eukaryota; Metazoa; Arthropoda; Insecta; Hymenoptera; Formicidae. The transcript has 3 exons. Gene Ontology annotation, biological process: transcription elongation by RNA polymerase II. The record is from RefSeq and is a predicted model, not a curated record. Gene Ontology annotation, cellular component: elongin complex; VCB complex. Bases 183 to 536 code for a protein of 117 amino acids.